CACCCCAGUGUGAGCGAGAGAACGCAGAUGACUUUCUAUGAACAUGGCCGCCCAAGAUGAACUCAAUCAACUGGAGCGAGUUUUCUUGCGUUUGGGCCAUGCAGAGACAGAUGACCAACUCCAGGACAUCAUAUCCAAGUUCCUGCCCCCAGUCCUCCUCAAACUGUCCAGCGUGCAGGAGGGAGUCAGGAAGAAAGUGAUGGAGCUCCUGGUCCACCUAAACAAGAGGAUUAAGAGCCGACCUUUGAUCCAGCUACCCGUAGAGACUCUGCUGGUCCAGUACCAGGACCCUGCAGCGGCGUCCUUCGUUACGAACGGUGGAUUCUCUCUGCAGAAUUUCACCAUCAUUUACAUCAAGAUGGGUUACCCUCGACUGGAGGUGGGGAAACAGUGUGAGCUGGCACCAACCCUGCUGACCGCUAUGGAGGGCAAGCCUGAACCCCAACAGGACAGCUUGAUGCACCUCCUGAUCCCGUCCUUGUUCCACAUGAAGUACCCAAAGGCCUCUUCCAACUCUUCCAAGAUGGCCGCUCCCUUCAUCCUGAUAGAGAAACCUAAGACGGUUCAGCUGCUGCUGGAGUUCAUGCUGGACGUACUGUUGAUGCCCUAUGGGUUUGUCCUGAACGAGCCUCCCACUCGCCCAGCUCCCUCGUCCCCCCAGGGUAGCUCCGGGCCUGGGGCAGCAGCAGCCGGACAGGGCCUCCCCCAGCCUCCUCCAGGGAUGAGCGUCUACGCUGCAAAGAGGGUCAUCGGAGAGGCACAGUGGAGCCCAGAGCAGCUGGAACAGUGUAAGCUAGGCAUUGUGAAGUUCAUCGAGGCAGAGCAGGUCCCGGAGGUGGAGACGGUCAUACACCUGGUGGUUGCCUCUAGCGACACCAGACACGGCGUUGCCACGGCCGCAGACCUGGAGCUCAAGAGCAAGCAGAGUAUUAUUGACUGGAACAACCCCCUGAUCGUCAACAAGAUGUACAAGGUCUACCUGGGAGACAUCCCCCUCAAAACUAAGGGGGCCAGUCUGAAGCGGGAGCUGAAGCACGAGCCGGUCAGCACCAGAGUCAAGAUGAAGAUCCUACCUCACCUGUUACGCUCUCGCCUCGCCGCUGAGUGCUUCCCGGCGAACAUACAGGUGGUGUAUGACGGUCUGUUUGGAGCCAACACCAACAACAAGUUGCUCUCUCUUACCCUUCAGUUUGUCCACCACAUCUGUCAGGUAUGCCCUGACACCAACAAGCCACUGGGUCUGAUGCUGCUGAAUGGACUCACCAAGCUCAUCAAUGAGUACAAGGAGGAUCCCAAGUUGAUGUGUAUGGCCUACUCCGCUGUCGGGAAACUGUCCAGCCGGAUGCCCCAACUCUUCACCAAAGACAUAGCACUGGUCCAGCAGUUCUUUGAGGCCAUGUGCAAGGAGGAGCCUGACGUGCGUCUAGCCAUCCAGGAGGCUCUGUCGAUGAUGGUGGGAGCCUACGCUAACCUACAGGGGGCGCUACUCAACCUGAUGGAAGCUCUGGUGGCAGCUUACAUGGGCAAGCCUGAGGUACAGGUGCGUCAGGUGGCAAUGAAGUACGCCAGCACGGUAUUCGCUCCUGAUCAUGUGCCCUCCAGAUACUUGCUCCUAUUGGCUGCCGGGGACCCGAGAGAAGAGGUGUGCAGCGAGGCCCAGCGUGUCCUGAGGGCUCUGCCUGCUAAGAAGUCAGAGAAAGUGGGCUGUAAACCCAUGCCCUCCUUCCCUGACAUGGUGGCCUACAUCCAGGAGAAGGCUGCUCAGAGGAUGAAGACUCCAGCUAAGUACGUCGUGGGGACGUACACUCUACCCUUCAACCCUUCUGCAUUUGGCGAGAUGGUGCUGUACCUGCGGAUGUGUCUGGCCCACAGUGCCGGGGCCACGCCCAUCUCUAAGAGCCUGGCGGACAUGCAGGACGACGCGCCUGCCAUCGGACGCUACGUACACACCGUCCUCUCCAACGAACCCCUGACCCCGCCGUCCUCCGCCGGAACCAAGGGGCCGGAGGUCAACCCUGUACAGGUCUACAUCCACCUACUGCAGCAGCUGCUGUCUGCUGUAGGAGGAGUCCCUGUGAUGUACUGUCUUCUGGAGGUGGUGUCUGUCUGUCCUCACAACCUGGCCCCCAGGUUUAUCGACAAGAUCGACUGGAUCAAGAGUCUAAUGAACACCAACAAGGAGGACCUAAGGGAGCUAGCAGCUCAGCUGUAUGCUGUGGUGGUGUCCACCAUGUCAGGAAACGAGCUGAAGACUGCCGUUCAGACACUCAUCAAGAUCACUAAAGAUACGCACAGCCCUGAGACCCAGCACGGAGCCAUCAUGGCGCUGGGCUACAUGGUGGGCAGGUACAUGAGCAAGAGGAAGUCCUUCACUAACGGAGACUCCGCCCUCAACCGGGAACAGCGGAUGAGCGCCACACCCAAGGAGGAUGAGGAGCUGGUCGCUAUAGCAACCAAAGCCAUCGGUUCUUUCCUAGACAGCGGUUCCCCCCUGCUAGCGGUAGCAGCAUGUACAGCCCUGGGGGAGAUGGGGAGGAACGGACCUCUGCUCAUCCCUUCAGAAGGAGAGGGAUUCACCAAACUAGCUAUGGUGGAUAACAUGCUGGCUCGCAUCCCCUCUGGGAAAGAGACCCUCAAGGUAACCAUGGACACAGCAGCACGUGACAUAAUGAUGCUGUGAAAGGGCAGGUUGGUU
This is a messenger RNA of Coregonus clupeaformis (lake whitefish), 2695 nucleotides long. RefSeq names its product proteasome adapter and scaffold protein ECM29. Gene Ontology annotation, molecular function: molecular adaptor activity. Gene Ontology annotation, cellular component: cytoplasm; nucleus. The record is from RefSeq and is a predicted model, not a curated record. NCBI's taxonomy places the organism in Eukaryota, Metazoa, Chordata, Actinopteri, Salmoniformes, Salmonidae. The transcript is spliced from 22 exons. The coding region runs from base 38 to 2680 and encodes 880 amino acids. Gene Ontology annotation, biological process: proteasome assembly.